UUUGUCACCGGCCCACGACAUUCACGAGCGGUGUCAUCCGGAAGUGUGACGUCAUUGGGCAAAAGUUGGGACGAACUAUUCCUCGCGGACUCUUUAAAGCCGACGCGAAAAGUUGACGAAUUGCUUUGAGACUGCUCGAAAGACCCGCGAGGACGCCCGAAAUUAGCAGGAGGGUUGACCACAGCCCCGCGGGGGGCUUUUGAGCUAAUUAGCCUCGACGUAAAUAGCAACGCGCGGCUAAAGGCUCAAAUUGGCUUGCUUUAGGCUCUUUUCAGUCAAUAACUUGAUUCGCGAAAUGCUCUAGUUAACAUUACAGAUGAUAAUGUUGCACUUAAUUGACUUUUUUUUUUUCUAAAGUGGGAAAGAAACGAUACUGCGGAAUUUGUCAUGCCCUUAUUUGGCAGUGAGAGACGGGGCGUGCAAGCUCCGCCCACAGCGGCGGAAGCAGUCAAAAGGACGCCGUCUUCUUCUUCGUCGGCAGGUCACAGAGAAUCGUCGUAACCUUAACUUCCUGUCAGUUUCGUCAGCAUGACGCACCAGUUCGCCAGCCUGACCGAGGCCCAGAAGAAGGAACUCCACGAGACCGCCAUGCGCAUCGUCUCUCCGGGCAAAGGCAUCCUGGCCGCCGACGAGUCAGUGGGCAGCAUGGCCAAGCGUCUGGCCCAGGUGGGCGUGGAGAACACGGAGGAGAACCGGCGUCAGUUCCGGCAGAUCCUCUUCAGCGCCGACGAGCGGGUCAACGGCUGCAUCGGCGGCGUCAUCUUCUUCCACGAGACGCUCUACCAGCACUCGGACGCCGGCGUCGGCUUCGUCAAGAUGAUCCGGGACAGGGGAAUCCUGGUCGGCGUCAAGGUCGACAAGGGCGUCGUUCCUCUGGCGGGGACCUGCGGCGAAACCACCACCCAGGGACUGGACGGCUUGUCGGAGCGCUGCGCCCAGUACAAAAAAGACGGCGCCUCCUUCGCCAAGUGGCGCUGCGUGCUGAAGAUCGGCGACGCCAACCCGUCCAAGCUGGCCGUCGCCGAGAACGCCAACGUCCUGGCGCGCUACGCCAGCAUCUGCCAGCAGCACGGCCUGGUGCCCGUCAUCGAGCCCGAACUCCUACCGGACGGCGAUCACGACCUGAAGCGCUGCCAGUACGUCACGGAGAAGGUGCUGACGGCCGUCUACCGGGCCAUGUCGGACCACCACGUGUACUUGGAGGGCACGCUGCUCAAGCCCAACAUGGUCACGCCGGGCCACGGCUGCAGCAAAAAGUACAGCCCGGAGGACGUCGCCAUGGCGACCCUCACCGCACUGCGCCGCACGGUCCCCCCGGCGGUGGCGGGCGUGGCCUUCCUGUCGGGCGGCCAGAGCGAGGAGGAGGCGUCCGUCCACCUCAACGCCAUCAACAACUGCCCGCUGGCCAAACCCUGGACCCUCACCUUCUCCUUCGGCCGCGCCCUGCAGGCCUCGGCGCUGCGGGCCUGGCGCGGGCACAAGGAGAACCAGAAGGCCGCCACCGAGCAGUUCGUCAAGAGGGCCGAGGUGAACAGCCUGGCGUGUCGAGGGAAGUACAAGGGCGCCGACAACUACGCCGACUCCGCCCACGGCGUCUACGGAUCCUGCUACUCGUUCUGAACGCGGCCCCAGCGCGAGGCGCCGAUCCUGGCGCCGUCCGGUCCGGCGCUUUCGCUCAUCGCGCCGACACAUUUCGGAAAACUCCUUUCGCGAUCUUGCCGUCUUGGGAAGAUGGCGGUCGCGACAAGUUAGCUUCUUGAAAAUAUUAACGCUAGCUCCUAAUUUUAAAACCAUAACUCACAUCAUUUGAAACCCUAAACCUGUCUUGAAACCCCGUCCCCGUGUUAACGUUUGACAUAUGAAAUUAAAUGCUACUUUGAAAGCCGGACCCUGAUUUUAAACCUUAAUUUGAAAUCUUUGUUUAAUUCCUUAAAGCAGCUUUAGACCCUCAACCUUGUUUUCUUUUUUUUAAUUAUUAUUAUUAUUAUUAUUUACCUUGGCUUGAAACCCAAACCCUUGUUUAAAUAUUUUUAAUUCAUUUACACGUGCGAUUUAUGAACUAGUUUUGGAAUCAGAAAUCAAGGUAAAUUUUUUUUUUUUUUUUUUUUUGACUAUUGUUCAUGUUUGGUUACACAAAAAUGCUUGCUAUAUCUCAAAGUUGUGACAUGCCAAUUUGAAAUUUUAACAAAAAUCCCAGAAGUUGAAACACACACGAUUUUGCCUCCGCGGGCCCCAUGAAACCAUAUUUCGGGCCAGAUGUGGCCCCCGGGCCUUGGGUUUGACACAUGAAACCGUAACUUGCAAGUUUCUUGAAACCUAACUUUAACCUCAGCUUGAAAUAUUAUUGUAAAAGCUUAAAAAACAUAACAUAAAUGCAAUGACAAAACUGUACUUUGAAGUCCAAACAGGCUUGAAACCUGAUUUGGAAUCUGCAACCUUCGCUUUGAACAUUAAUUUAAAACCAUAACCUUUGGUUAAACCCCCCCCCCCC
This is a messenger RNA of Syngnathoides biaculeatus (alligator pipefish), 2491 nucleotides long. It is a transcript of the gene aldoca, whose product is annotated as aldolase C, fructose-bisphosphate, a. The coding region runs from base 529 to 1620 and encodes 363 amino acids. The record is from RefSeq and is a predicted model, not a curated record. Gene Ontology annotation, molecular function: fructose-bisphosphate aldolase activity. Gene Ontology annotation, biological process: glycolytic process; fructose 1,6-bisphosphate metabolic process. Gene Ontology annotation, cellular component: cytosol. The transcript has 9 exons. Lineage: Eukaryota; Metazoa; Chordata; Actinopteri; Syngnathiformes; Syngnathidae.